GGGACUGUUGCCAGGUGACCAUGACAUCAUAGACUAGCCCAACAGUGUGUCUCAACAUGUCUCAAACAUUGCUAGACAAUUUAUAUCAGAAAGAAUUGACGGAAACGUCAUGUACAAUCGAAAUCCAAGCAGCGUUUAUUUUGUCCUCCUUGGCGACUUUCUUCGGGGGACUCAUCAUCUUGUUCAUUUUCAGAGUAGCCUUGAAAAUCUCAAGAAAUUGGAGAUACAUCGAGGGGCCAGGAGGACUUUUGGAACUAUUCUCAUCACGUAGAAUCGAGGCUAAUCCUUUGAGAAAACUUUACUUUCAUGGAAUAUUUCGUGAGCGUAUUGAAAUGCUGCUUUCUGCACAGACCUUCGUGGGGCAAGUGUUGGUGAUCCUCGUCUUUGUACUAAGCAUCGGGUCUCUUAUCAUCUAUUUCAUCAAUUCAAUGGACCCUGUUCGAAGGUGUUCUGCAUAUGAAGACAAAAUUGUCCAUGUGGAUUUGAGUUUCAAUGCUUUCUUUAGUUUCUACUUUGGGUUGAGGUUUUGGGCAGCUGAAGACAAGAUCAAGUUCUGGUUGGAGAUGAAUUCAAUUGUAGACAUUUUUACCAUCCCACCAACCUUUAUUUCUUUUUAUUUGAAGAGUAAUUGGCUAGGUUUGAGGUUUCUAAGAGCACUGCGGUUGCUUGAACUGCCUAAAAUCUUACAGAUCCUACAAGUCAUCAAGACCAGCAAUUCAGUGAAGCUUUCCAAACUGCUGUCAAUAGUUUUCAGUACCUGGUUCACAGCAGCAGGAUUCCUUCACCUGGUGGAAAAUUCUGGUGACCCCUGGCUCAAUGGAAGAAACUCACAGACUAUGUCGUACUUUGAGUCCAUUUAUCUGGUGACAGCAACAAUGUCAACUGUUGGCUUUGGGGAUGUGGUGGCCAAGACAUCCCUAGGACGGAUUUUCAUCGUUUUCUUCACCCUUGGGAGUUUGAUACUAUUUGCAAACUACAUUCCAGAAAUGGUGGAACUCUUUUCUACCAGGAAGAAAUACAACACGCCCUAUGAAGCUGUGAAAGGAAAGAAGUUCAUCGUGGUCUGUGGAAACAUCACAAUUGACAGUGUGACUGCUUUCCUGAGGAAUUUUCUCCACCGGAAGACAGGAGAAAUCAAUAUUGAGAUUGUGUUCCUUGGAGAGACUCUUCCUUCUGUGGAGCUGGAGACCUUACUGAAGUGCCACACUUCCUGCACCACCUUCGUAUGCGGCACGGCGCUGAGGAUCGAGGAUCUGAAGCGAGUUGCAGUGGAGAAUGCAGAGGCUUGCCUGAUUCUAGCCAACCCUUUCUGCAGUGACUUACAUGCCGAAGACAACUCAAACAUUAUGAGGGUGCUCUCUAUCAAGAACUCUUAUCCACAGACCAGAAUCAUCAUUCAGAUACUUCAGUCUCAAAACAAGGUUUUCCUGUCAAAAAUCCCCAACUGGGACUGGAAUACUGGAGACAACAUCAUCUGCUUUGCAGAGCUAAAGCUUGGAUUCAUGGCCCAGGGCUGCUUGGUGCCAGGGCUGUGCACCUUUCUUACAACUCUGUUUAUUGAACAAAAUCAAAAGGUUUUUCCUAAGCAUCCCUGGCAAAGAUAUUUCUUGAAUGGCUUGAAGAACAAAAUUCUGACGCAGCGCCUCUCUAACGACUUCAUUGGGAUGACGUUUCCUCAGGUCUCCCGGCUCUGCUUUGUGAAGCUGCACCUCAUGUUGAUCGCCAUCCAGCACAAGCCCCUCUUUCACAAUCAUUGCAGCACUCUGAUACUAAAUCCAUCAUCCCAAGUGAGGCUGAAUAAGGACACCCUAGGGUUCUUCAUUGCGGAAUCCACCAAAGAGGUCAAAAGGGCCUUAUUUUACUGUUCCAACUGUCACAGCGAUGUAUGUAAUCCUGAGCUAAUUGGGAAGUGCAGCUGCAAAGUCAGGAGCCGACAACUCAUAGCACCAACCAUCAUGAUGAUGAAAAGCAGCUUGGACGAUUUCACCACUUCUUCACAAAUUCACGCUUCUAUGUCAAGAGAACAGCCUAGCUCGGUCACCAUUACGACCACCAGGUGCACGCCAAACGACACAGCCGAGGACACCAAUACCAAUACCGACAUGCUGGACAGCAGUGGCAUGUUUCACUGGUGCAAAUCAAUGCCCUUGGACAAGGCGGUUCUGAAACGAAGUGAAAAGACAAAACACGAGUUUCAGAACCACAUUGUCGCAUGCGUGUUUGGAGAUGCCCACUGUAACCUGGUGGGGCUUCGGAAUUUCGUGAUGCCCCUGAGAGCCAGCAACUACACCCGGCAGGAGCUGAAGGACAUUGUUUUUAUUGGGUCUCUAGAGUACUUUGAGAGGGAAUGGCGAUUUCUCCGGAACUUUCCCAAGAUAUACAUUAUGCCUGGAUCCGCACUCUAUAUUGGAGAUCUGCAUGCAGCCAACAUAGAGCAGUGCUCUAUGUGUGUCAUCUUAGCCACCCCUUACAAGGCACUGAGCAGCCAGAUUCUGGUGGACACCGAGACUAUCAUGGCCACCCUCAACAUCCAGUCCCUGCGGGUCCUCUGUCCUACUCCAGUGUCUUCAGAGCCAGAAGUAAAGACAUCACCCAGCUUUCCCACUAGUGGAAAGAAGAAGCAAAGAUACCAGCGGAUCCCCAUUCUCACUGAGCUGAAGAAUCCCUCCAACAUCCACUUUAUUGAGCAGAUGGGUGGAAUGGAUGAAGCACUCAAAAGAAUGAGCUUGCAUCUUAGCACUUCUUUCUCCACGGGUGCCGUCUUUUCAGCCACCUUCUUGGAUUCUCUCUUGGCCACGUGCUUCUACAACUACCACGUCGUGGAACUCCUUCAGAUGCUAGUGACUGGAGGUAUUAGCUCUCAGAUGGAACACUAUUUGGUUAAGGAGAAGCCGUAUGAGACAACUGAAGGCUACACGGAAAUCUUGGCUGGGAGGACGCGGUGUAAGCUGGGACUCCUCUCUUUAGACCAAACCAUUCUAUCAGACAUUAACCCAAGAAGAACCUUUGGACAGCUGUUCUGCGGCUCACUGGAUAACUUUGGGAUCCUGUGCGUUGGCUUGUACCGUAUGAUAGAUGAAGAGGAACACAGCCAGGAACACAAAAGGUUCGUAAUCACCAGGCCGGCCAACGAGUGUCACCUGCUGCCCUCAGAUCUCGUGUUUUGCGCCAUCCCUUUCAGAACCACCUGUGGCAAAUCAGAAAACAAUUCUUCAACUCAGAUUCAAGACAACACUACAAAUGUGACAUCAUUGGCCCAGGAGUCAGAUUUCUACGAUGCCCCGGAAGCCCACGAUUCCCAGGAUCUUUACCCAGUCAGUAACAAAGAAGACCAGUAGUGUCAGCACCCCAACUUCCGAGUCUAUCCUUUGGACACAUUAGAUGCCAGUAAUAUUGUUCAAGAAAAAUAAAAACAGAAGCAUGCUAUUUUUGUGCCAAUUGCUUAGUGGUCAACAAGUCAGCAAGCCCACACUACUAUGGAAAGAACCAUCCUAUCCCAGUGGAUCCGGUGUGAUGAAUAAAGAUGCUCAUGAUAAAUGGUA
Messenger RNA from Mastomys coucha (southern multimammate mouse), 3542 nucleotides. RefSeq names its product potassium calcium-activated channel subfamily U member 1 (gene Kcnu1). The record is from RefSeq and is a predicted model, not a curated record. Bases 57 to 3338 code for a protein of 1093 amino acids. Gene Ontology annotation, biological process: potassium ion transport; reproductive process; transmembrane transport. Lineage: Eukaryota; Metazoa; Chordata; Mammalia; Rodentia; Muridae. The transcript has 27 exons. Gene Ontology annotation, molecular function: monoatomic ion channel activity. Gene Ontology annotation, cellular component: membrane.